This is a messenger RNA of Talaromyces proteolyticus, 381 nucleotides long. RefSeq lists its product as uncharacterized. Gene Ontology annotation, cellular component: ribosome; small ribosomal subunit. The transcript is spliced from 3 exons. Gene Ontology annotation, molecular function: structural constituent of ribosome. NCBI's taxonomy places the organism in Eukaryota, Fungi, Ascomycota, Eurotiomycetes, Eurotiales, Trichocomaceae. Gene Ontology annotation, biological process: translation. The record is from RefSeq and is a predicted model, not a curated record. The coding region runs from base 1 to 381 and encodes 126 amino acids.
AUGGCAACAUACAACCAAGUCCGGCGCGGCUGCCGCAAAGAACAACGCGCGCGCCGGCGCCGCUCGCCCGCGCUCUCCAACCGGCCCGAACUAAAAGGAGUCUGUCUUAAGACUGGAAUCACGAAGCCGAAAAAACCGAACUCGGGGGAACGCAAAACAGCGAGGAUUAGAUUGAGUAGUGGGCGUGUGGUGACGGCGUAUAUCCCCGGUGAAGGGCAUAAUGUGCAGCAGCAUAGUGUGGUGAUGGUACGUGGGGGAAGAGCGCAGGAUUGUCCUGGUGUUAAGUAUCAUCUUGUUAGAGGGGCGUUGGAUUUGGGAGGUGUUGCGAAUCGGUUGACGAGUCGGUCCAAGUAUGGUACGAAGAAGCCAAAGGCGGACUGA